UUUGAGCUAAAAUACAAGUUCAACAACAACAACAGCAACCACGUUAUGUUUUAUCAUCGGUUUUAAAUACAAAUUCUACAUCAGAUAUAAUUAAUAAUAAUCGAUCGACGUUUCAACCAUCUACUUCAACAUCAUUUGAACCACUACAACAAAGUCAAACUGGACCAAUACAAUAUGUUCAAACAGCACCAGAAUUACAAUUUAUAUCAGUAGAACCACGUUCAUCAACAGCUCCCCAACAUGUUUUUGUUAAUAAUACAAAUAAGAAACAGUCAAAUGUUAUGGAAUCAAUUCAACGAUCUACAACAAGUAACUUACCAUAA
This is a messenger RNA of Rotaria sp. Silwood2, 323 nucleotides long. The record is from the annotation of a GenBank genome assembly. NCBI's taxonomy places the organism in Eukaryota, Metazoa, Rotifera, Eurotatoria, Philodinida, Philodinidae.